Molecule: messenger RNA, 288 nt
Organism: Paraglomus occultum
Lineage: Eukaryota; Fungi; Glomeromycota; Glomeromycetes; Paraglomerales; Paraglomeraceae
Source: the annotation of a GenBank genome assembly
AUGUCUUCAAAAUCGACUUCAGCAUCAACAAAACCCCAAGACAAGAGACCUGACAAUAAUAAACCAGGGCAACAGCCACCCACAAAUAUACCACAAUUGGGUGCACUUGAAGAGGAUGAUGAGUUUGAGGAAUUCGCUGCAGAAGAUUGGAAUGAAACCGAAGAAGACAAAGAAACUCAUUUAUGGGAGGAUAAUUGGGAUGACGAGGAUGUUGAGGAUGAGUUCUCUAAACAAUUAAGAGCUGAAUUGACAAAGACACAAAUACAACCACAACCAAUGAAGAUGUAA